Molecule: messenger RNA, 1998 nt
Organism: Colletotrichum lupini
Lineage: Eukaryota; Fungi; Ascomycota; Sordariomycetes; Glomerellales; Glomerellaceae
Exons: 3
Coding region: 1-1998 (665 amino acids)
Source: RefSeq, a predicted model, not a curated record
AUGCGAUUUACCACGUCAUUGAGGCUUUGGGUUUGCGCGGUUGCUGUGUCGGUAUGCAAUGCGCAGAUCUCGAAGCCGAGAGCCGGGGAUGUGUUGAUGCCGAACCAGCAAUUUGAGGUUGAGUGGCAGACGGCGGGCUUACAGGCCCCCAUCAACGUUGACCUGGUUCCCAGUGGCAAGACGGACUUGUCAGUCAUUGCGGAGAAGAUUGCAGUGCAAGUCGACAACGUCGGCCGUCUGAACUGGAACCCCAGCGCCUCCAUCACAGCCUUUGAGAGCUUCGCCAUCGUCAUUACGGAUUCUGCUCAGGCCGUCGUCGUCUCCGAACCGUUCAAGAUCACCCAGCUCACGCAGCAGCCCGUCGUCCAGACGAUUCUCGGGGCGGACCCGGCGCAGGUGGAGAUCCUCACCGCGGCUGCUGGGCCCCCCAAGGUUGUGUACUCUGGCGCGUUGCCCGCUGAGGCUAUCCCCGCCGGCGUCGCUGAAGCGGAAGCUGCCCCCACGGAGCCCGCUCUCGUCCAGCCUGAGGAGUCCAAGAAUACUAUCUCGAACGGCACUGCGCCUGGAGCCUCUCCUUCUCGACAGAGAACCGGCAAAUCCAAGAAGCAGCCCGCGACCCCCAACGAGGACGCCAAACCUCGCAACUCUUCCAAACCGCUCACGAGCAUCGCCGAGAAGAACCAGACACCUACGCCGAUAUAUUCGACCAUCCAGUCCGCCCCCUCCGCGCCCGCGUCGUUCCCGACAUUAUCAGCGACCAAGAACCAGACAGGAGUCCCAGGACGUGGCGCUGAGGUCACGCCCACGCCGAUAUACUCCACAAUCCCGGACUCGGGCCCGGCAUUCCCAAGUCUCUCGGUCACCAAGAACCAGACGGCGCCCGCGAACGCCGAGGUCACUCCUACCCCUAUCUACUCCACGUUGCCCGAUACACUCUCGAAGUUCCCGACCCUCGCGCCCACGAACAACCAAACAGCUCCGAGCGCCGAGCCGGCCAAGAGCAAAGCGCCCGCCGCCACUCAACCAGCAGUAGAAGUCCCAGCAAACCGCACCAGCAUCACGCCGGAAGCGCCACCCACGCCCUCCCUACCGAUCGUAACUCUCCCAGUUCCUAAGAACAGCACCACCCCCGCCUCGCCCCCGGCCACAAGCGCGCCUCCCGUCCUCCCGAGCGCCGCGAACCCAGCAUCAAACAGCAGCGCCACCCCUACAGGCCUGCCCGCCCUCCCCGUCACCGAGCCCGCCGCCGUGGCUCCCGUGCCCAUCGCUGCCCCGUCGGCGCCUUCGAACCCGCCGAGCGACGGUACAGGCACGGCUGUGACGAAGCCUGAGCCCCAGACUUCUGACCCGGCGGCGGCGCCGCCGUCUGCCGCCAGUUCGAGCGGCGCGUUGCCUUACAAGGGGACUCUGCCUGCGGACGGCGGCGCGGUCAAGUCCGACGUCCCUGCGUCGACUACCGGUGACCCUACCGAUACGGCUAGCGGGGUUUCGGUGACGCCUGUGCCUAGUACCACAGCUGGUGGCGGCAAGGAAAGCGAAAAGGGGGGCGACAAGAGCGGGGACGAAAGCGGUGGUUCCGGCAGUGGUUCAGGAAAGGGGUCAGGCCAAGACUCCGACACCGAAUCCGAUAGUGAGUCCGGCUCCGGCAGCGGUAGCAGCAGUAUCAGUGGCAGCAACACGGGAGUCAGGCAACCCAGCACGUCCGUCUCUUCCACGGCAGCCAUCGUGCCUACGCCCCAACCGCAACUUGGCGUCGGCAUCGGCGCCACGCCCGUCGUCCAGAUCGGACCCAGCAUAACGUUGCCGUCGUCCCUCUGGACGUCCAUGAUCCUCGAGACGGCGGCCGGUUUCGCGGCGCCGAGUGGCGGGUCCUUUGCGGUGGCGACGUCUCCUGCUUUGCUUACGGUUCCUAAUGCGGGUUGUAGGACGACGCAGGGGGGCGGGUAUGUUGCUGCUGUUUUGGGUGCUGUGACUGCGCUUUUGGUUGUUGUUAUGUAG